AUGACAGAGAGAGGGCAAUGGAAUAACAAAAUGGAGUUUGUCUUGUCGGUGGCUGGAGAGAUUAUUGGAUUGGGGAAUGUGUGGAGGUUUCCGUACCUGUGCUACAAGAAUGGAGGAGGGGCCUUCUUCAUCCCUUACCUGAUCUUCCUCUUCACCUGUGGGAUUCCGGUCUUUUUUCUGGAGACAGCGCUGGGCCAGUACACCAGCCAAGGAGGUGUCACUGCCUGGAGGAAAAUCUGCCCCCUCUUUGAAGGGAUUGGCUAUUCAUCCCAAGUCAUUGUCGUCCUGCUGAACUUUUAUUACAUCGUUGUCCUGGCUUGGGCAUUCUUCUAUCUCUUCAACUCCUUCACCUCUGAUCUGCCCUGGGCUUCUUGCAACCAUACCUGGAACACAGUACAAUGCCUGGAUAAUUACAAAAGUAACAGCACACACAGCACAACAGCAAAUGGCACAUCAAGCGUCAUCGAAUUCUGGGAGAGGCGUGUAUUGAGUAUAUCAGAUGGUAUCGACCACAUUGGAAGUCUGCGCUGGGAGCUGGCAUUGUGUCUCCUUCUUGCCUGGGUCAUCUGCUACUUCUGUAUCUGGAAAGGGGUGAAAUCCACUGGAAAGGUUGUCUAUUUCACGGCCACUUUCCCCUACUUGAUGCUGGUAGUCCUGCUUAUCCGUGGGGUGUCUCUCCCAGGGGCAAUGGAGGGGAUCCAGUUCUACCUGUACCCAGACCUCAGCCGACUUAAGGACCCUCAGGUCUGGAUGGACGCAGGAACUCAAAUUUUCUUUUCGUACGCCAUCUGCCUGGGCUGUCUGACAGCGCUAGGGAGCUACAACAAGUACAACAACAACUGCUACAGGGACUGCAUUGCUCUGUGCUUUCUUAACAGCGGCACUAGUUUUGUGGCAGGUUUUGCAAUCUUCUCCAUUCUGGGUUUCAUGUCACAAGAGCAAGGGGUGCCAAUAUCUGAAGUGGCAGAGUCUGGUCCAGGACUGGCAUUCAUUGCUUACCCCCGUGCCGUCUCCAUGAUGCCAUUCUCUCCUCUGUGGGCCUGUUUUUUCUUUAUCAUGGUCAUUCUGCUGGGACUAGACAGCCAGUUUGUGUGUGUAGAGAGCCUAGUGACCUCCUUGGUAGAUAUGUAUCCCAGCACAUUCCGUAAGAAGAAUCGACGGGAGCUACUGAUCCUGGUGGUCUGCAUUUUCUCCUUCCUCAUUGGACUAGUCAUGCUAACUGAGGGUGGCAUGUAUGUCUUCCAGCUCUUUGACUAUUACGCGGCCAGUGGGAUGUGUCUGCUGUUUGUAGCUAUUUUCGAGACUCUGUGUAUUGCUUGGGUGUAUGGUGCGGAUAACUUCUAUGACAAUGUGGAGCACAUGAUUGGGUACAGGCCUCUGCCCCUCAUUAAGUAUUGCUGGCUGUUUGCUACUCCUGCUGUUUGCCUGGCCACGUUCAUCUUCUCCCUGGUGAAGUACACUCCAUUACAGUAUAAUAAACGCUACACAUACCCAUGGUGGGGAGAUGCUGUCGGCUGGCUUCUGGCAAUUGCCUCCAUGGUUUGCAUCCCGCUGUGGGUUUGCUAUAAAGUCGCAACCAUUAAAGGGCCGUUGGCACAGAGAUUUCGUCAGCUUACCUGUCCGGACCCCGACCUGCCACAAAAGCAGCUGAGAGAUCGACAGACACAAGCAACAACUAUAUCUCCACUGGAAGAGUCCCUGUGCUAG
This is a messenger RNA of Staurois parvus, 1707 nucleotides long. The record is from the annotation of a GenBank genome assembly. NCBI's taxonomy places the organism in Eukaryota, Metazoa, Chordata, Amphibia, Anura, Ranidae.